Perca flavescens (yellow perch) is the source of this 3292-nucleotide messenger RNA. RefSeq names its product solute carrier family 12 member 2 (gene slc12a2l). Gene Ontology annotation, biological process: sodium ion transmembrane transport; potassium ion homeostasis; chloride transmembrane transport. Gene Ontology annotation, cellular component: apical plasma membrane. The record is from RefSeq and is a predicted model, not a curated record. NCBI's taxonomy places the organism in Eukaryota, Metazoa, Chordata, Actinopteri, Perciformes, Percidae. Bases 1 to 3282 code for a protein of 1093 amino acids. The transcript has 26 exons. Gene Ontology annotation, molecular function: ammonium channel activity; sodium:potassium:chloride symporter activity.
AUGUCGGGACAGAAACCGUCCUUGAAGAGCAGCGGCUCCCCUCAGAGCCGCUUCCAGGUGGAUGUGGUGACAGAGGCAUCCCCUGCAGCCCCGGCCUCCACCAAUGGAUCCAAGCCGCCUGAGGAGUCCAAAGGCCGGCCCAGGGUGGUGGGGUUCCUGGAUUUUGGGGCGCUGGGCAGCGCGAUGGACAUCGGGCUCCCGCCUGAUGUCUUCCACGAGCCCGACACGACAAGAAGCGACUCAGUCAGCCUCCAUUCGACAGGCACGGGACAUACGCACAUGUCCGACUCCCACUCCAACACCUACUACAUGAGGACUUUCGGACACAACACCAUAGACGCCGUGCCCAACAUCGACUUCUACCGGCACACUGCAGCGACUCUCGGGGAGAAACUUAUCAGACCGUCGCUGUCGGAGCUGCACGAUGAACUCGAUAAAGAGGCCUUUGAGGACGGUCUGGCCAAUGGAGAGGAGCCAUCAGCGGCUGAGGAGGCGGCGGCGGCCUUGGCGGCAAAGGAGGCGAAAGGAGGAACUAUCAAGUUUGGUUGGGUCAAAGGAGUCUUGAUCCGUUGCAUGCUGAAUAUCUGGGGUGUGAUGCUCUUUAUUCGAAUGACCUGGAUUGUGGGACAGGCUGGAAUCGGACUGACCAUUGUGAUAAUUCUGAUGGCCACUUUGGUUACCACCAUCACUGGUCUGUCUACCUCUGCUAUAGCAACCAAUGGCUUCGUUCGAGGAGGAGGAGCAUACUACCUAAUCUCCAGGAGUCUGGGGCCGGAGUUUGGAGGCUCCAUCGGUCUCAUCUUUGCCUUUGCCAACGCCGUGGCUGUGGCCAUGUACGUCGUGGGCUUCGCAGAGACAGUCGUGGAGAUGCUUAAUGAUGUUGAUGCUCUGAUGACUGAUGAGCUAAAUGACAUUCGUAUCGUUGGGACUCUAACCGUCAUCCUGCUGCUGGGAAUAUCUGUAGCUGGGAUGGAGUGGGAAGCCAAGGCUCAGAUUGUCCUCCUGGUGAUCCUGCUGGCAGCCAUCGCUAACUACUUCAUAGGAAGCUUCAUGGCCAUAGAAAGCAAAGAGCCCAAAGGAUUCUUCGGCUACAACACUGCCAUCUUCUUAGAGAACCUGGGUCCAGACUUCAGAGAGGAGGAGACGUUCUUCUCCAUGUUCGCCAUUUUCUUUCCUGCAGCCACGGGGAUCCUGGCUGGAGCCAACAUCUCCGGAGACCUCACGGACCCUCAGUCAGCGAUUCCUAAAGGUACUUUGCUGGCCAUCGUCAUCACCGGAAUCACCUACGUGGCUGUCACCAUCUCUGCAGGCUCCUGCAUUGUCAGGGACGCCACCGGCGACCACAACGACACGGUGAGCGACACGGUGAACUGCACCGACGCCGCCUGCACGCUGGGCUACGACUUCUCCAUCUGCAAGGAGGGGGGCUGUCAGUACGGCCUGAUGAACGACUUCCAGGUGAUGAGUCUGGUGUCGGGCUUCGGCCCUCUGAUCUCUGCAGGGAUUUUUUCAGCCACUCUGUCCUCGGCUCUAGCCUCGCUGGUCAGCGCACCCAAAGUCUUCCAGGCUCUAUGCAAGGAUAACAUCUAUCCAGGGCUGGGUGUUUUUGCCAAGGGUUACGGGAAGAAUAACGAGCCUCUCCGUGGUUACGUCCUGACCUUCUGCAUCGGCCUUGCCUUCAUUCUCAUUGCGGAGUUGAACAUCAUCGCUCCCAUCAUCUCCAACUUCUUCCUGGCCUCGUACGCUCUCAUUAACUUCUCUGUCUUCCACGCCUCCUUGGCCAACUCUCCAGGGUGGCGUCCCAGCUUCAAGUACUACAACAUGUGGGUGUCUCUUGCCGGGGCGGUCUUGUGCUGUGUGGUGAUGUUUGUCAUCAACUGGUGGGCAGCUCUGGUCACUCUGCUCAUCGUCCUCGCCCUCUACAUCUACGUCAGCUACAAGAAACCUGAUGUGAACUGGGGUUCGUCCACUCAGGCUCUGAUUUACAACCAGGCUCUGACUCACUGUAUAAACCUCACUGGAGUCGAGGACCACGUUAAAAACUUCAGGCCGCAGUGUUUGGUGAUGGCUGGUUAUCCAAACGCUCGUCCUGCUCUGCUUCAACUGGUUAAUUCUUUCACCAAGAACGUCGGACUCAUGGUCUGCGCUCACGUCAGGACCGUGACCCGUCGGCCAAACUUGAAGGAGCUGUCUCAGGAACACGCCCGCUGUCAGCGCUGGCUCAACAAGAAACGGAUCAAGGCCUUUUACACUCAUGUGUUCUCUGACAACCUUAGGCACGGGGCGCAGUUCCUCAUGCAGGCUGUCGGUUUGGGUCGUCUGAAGCCCAACACCUUGGUUAUGGGUUUUAAGAACAACUGGAGUGAUGGAGACAUGAGAGAUGUGGAGGUUUACAUCAACACUAUACAUGAUGCUUUCGACCUGCAGUUUGGGGUGGUGCUCCUUCGACUGCAGGACGGACUGGAUAUCUCUCACAUCCAGGGACAAGACGAGCUGCUGUCGUCCAACGAGAAGCCCCCAGUUGGCAGUAAGGAGGUGGUGGUUUCUGUCAGUCUGGAUAAAAACUUAGAGUCGGACUCCUGUCCUCCAAAAACCACUACCAACCAGAGCAGCCCGCUCAUCAUGUUAGAGACCAAGUCUCCUCUGAGUCUGACCGACCAACGUCUGCUGGAGACCAGCCAGCAGUUCAAGAAGAAGCAGGGCAAAGGAACCAUAGAUGUCUGGUGGUUGUUUGAUGACGGAGGUCUGACUCUGCUGAUCCCCUUUCUGCUGACCAAUGGGAGCAAGUGGGGCGACUGCAGGAUCCGAGUCUUCAUCGGCGGGAAGAUCAACCGCAUUGACCACGACCGCCGAGCCAUGGCGACGCUGCUCAGCAGGUUCAGGAUCGACUUCUCUGACAUCAACGUCCUCGGAGACAUCAACACCAAACCCAAGAAACACAGUAAGCUGAGCUUUAAGGAGCUGAUCGAGCCGUACAGGCUGAAGGAAGACGACAUGGAACAGGAGGCGGCAGAGAGGCUGAAGGCCCAGGAGCCCUGGAGGAUCACUGACAACGAACUGGAGCUCUACAAGGCCAAGAGCAACCGCCAGAUCCGACUGAACGAGCUGCUGAAGGAACAUUCCAGCAUGGCGAAGCUCAUCGUCAUGAGCAUGCCUUUGGCCAGAAAGGGGACGGUGUCGAGCGCUCUCUACAUGUGCUGGCUGGAAACUCUGUCCAAAGACCUCCCACCUCUGCUGCUGGUCCGAGGAAACCACCAGAGUGUCCUCACCUUCUACUCCUAACACACACACA